Molecule: messenger RNA, 4136 nt
Organism: Truncatella angustata
Lineage: Eukaryota; Fungi; Ascomycota; Sordariomycetes; Amphisphaeriales; Sporocadaceae
Exons: 3
Coding region: 100-4092 (1330 amino acids)
Source: RefSeq, a predicted model, not a curated record
CGUUGUUCUCUGUCUCGCCCGGUAACGCGUCUGCGUCUAGCCACCGAGCUGACACGUUCCUCGAGCUUCACCCAUCUUGAACACGCCUAUACCCCCGCGAUGGCUGGACGAGCGGCGCGUCUGCAGGUCGGCUCUGCGCCAUGGAUCGCAGAAGAGCGCUCCUCUGCCCAGAAGAUUGCUCACGAUGAGAUCGAAGAGUUCAGCUUUAGUGCGCGCAACGACUUUGAAUGGCUGAACGAGCACAUGGCUGAAAUAUUCAGCGAGAACCAGACCAAUGUCGCGGAGCUAUUCAAGACACCUGGGAAACUUCGCGGCAAGACACCGCGAACAGCUCGGAAACUAAACCAGACGGGACCACGCGUACCAUUGGCCGAUAUUUUCAAUGCUACCCCCAAGGGAGCGCCAAAUCCCUUCGCCAUGUCUAAUGUCGAGCGAAACCAGAUGUCCAGAGUCCAGAUCGCCACAGAUCCGAUACUUCGGCCAAGCCCCGCCCGGGUGGACAAACCAACACACAAUUCCGUGUCCAUGGUGGACUCUGGGUAUCACGGAAGCCAGGAUCUCAUGGAUACUGACGAUACAGAGCCUCUGGAAGAGGAACCAAUCGAAACUUGUUCGAGUCCCAAAGCAAAGCAUGAUCAUGUUGCCUUCGAGGUUUCGUCGCCUGCACGGGAGAUUCAAGAGACGCCCGCACGACGGUCGCCAGAGCCUACAGCUACUAUCGACAACAUGGGUGACCAGUUAGAUACGCAAUAUUUCGCUGUCACUGCAGGAGAAAACGCGCCCCCCAAGGACCACUUAAUUCAUCACGAGAGCACCACACCAGCUGGUUCGCCAAUCCAUUCCACGUUAGACGAAUCCCCGCUCAAGACAUCUCCCGUUCAAACCUCUCCCGUCAAAGCACCGGGGAACGUCCAAAAGCCAAACCUCGAACUGACCACGCAAACGGAUGUAAUGGACACCGGCGACGAUGAUGCAACAAGAUCUCCUUCAGAAGGAUCGAGUCCGAUCAGGCCAAUCGUGCGUAAGAGCAGCUUGAAUUUUGCCUCGUUGCCCGCUCGUGAACCCAUGACGCACAAGAGUAUUGGAAACCGUAUCUCGCGGACUAGUCACCUUGAUCAACGUAAUAGCUACUACAACAGACAUACGGGUGGGAAGAGCCUAGGAAAUGUCAGACCUGAAGCAUCUGAUGACGACGACGACGACGACGACGACAACGACGAUCUAGAUGCCCAUGAGGGCGACGUCGUUGAUAUCGUUUCACAAGUGCCAAAGCCGCAAGAUCCAGAGCAGCCCGAAGCAGAUAUCGCAACUACACAUAGCAAGACGUACACGCAGAGAUUACAAGAUCAGAUUAGUAAACUAGGCCAGUCCCAACCAGCCACUGCGCGCACAUCGAAAUCCAUCGCCAACAGCGCACUUCCCUCAGCAUCCGCACCCGCGCCAGUCGUCACGACCAUUCCAGCUCCGAGAUCUCCACUCAAGUCCAAGAUGCUCUCUCCCAUGACCCAUACCACACCUGGCGCAUUUCCAGAGGACGACGACGAUGAAUGGAUCCAACCACUGGGCACUCCGGACAACGCAUCAAACCUUUUUAGUCCACGUCCUGACUUACUUAAAAGCCACUCGGCGGAUGUGAUGGAGGGCAUCUCUGGCAAGGAGACAGUGAGCGGCGCCGAAUUUGCCGUGCCCAAGACGCGACAGCGCAAGAGCCACUCCAAAUCUCCCCAAAGACCUGAUAUCCCAGAGAGGAACGCGAGCGCAAAGAAGGGUCACCACAAGUCAGCCUCAGUACCAUCAUUCCCUGUCAUUGAUCAGAACCAGGAUGACGUUUUAUUAUUGAAGAAAACAAUAUCUGUUUCAAACCCAGCACUUGCGUCAGUGGCAGAAGAUCAGGUUGCUGAUCUCGAAUCGCCCCCCAAGUCACCCUCGCGGACGCUUAGGGAAAGCCCAUUGAAGCACGUUAAGAACAAACUCUCUUCCAUCCUAAAAACCUCAAAGGGCCUGCUUGCCAGCAGUGCCGCUAUUAGUGCCGAGGGCAAAUCAUCGCUUCUCUCCCCGUCAAGCGUCCGCCUUGGGCUUCAUGCCGGCCCCUCAACGAUGUCUUUGGACCUGCCGUUCGGGUCUAGUUCGCAACCAUUAUAUCCCGACUUGUCCAAGAAAUCCUUUGACAUCCAGUCAAUGACCAGUACCGCAAGUCCUGCGCGCACUGAAGGUCGCAGGACACGAGCAUCCAUUGAGCGUGAAAAAGUGGAAGAGAAACGAAAAGAGAAAGAGGCCAAGGAGGCUAAGCGAAUGGCUGAACAAAUGUCGAAACUCGAAAGAGCACGUGAAAAAGAGCGAGAAAAGGCCCGUGUUUUCAGCGAGGAGCAAGAGAGAAUUGCAGCUAUGGAGAAGCAUAUUGCUGCCAAGAAAGACCAAGAUAAUAAAGCAGCAACCACGACUCCCGCACCAGUCAAGCCGCCGCGUAGAAGCCCCCGAAAAGCGGAGCCUCAAGUCGAAAUGGAGCAGCAACCGGCCGCCGACGCCAAGGUCGGCGACGAUGUCGACAUGGCUGAUGUUCCCUCGUCAAUGCCUCCCCCUUCUGUCGCACGCCCAGCAUCAGCUGCUAAGGGUCGGGAAAUCAAGAGGCCAGUAAGGCCGAUGAAGGAACCUCUGGGCAAGUCCAAGCAAGCACCUACAGUGAUUCGCGUCAAUAUGGGAUCUCAACACUCCCAAUAUCAGCCGUCAAACAGUACGCUAGGCUCCAGUUUGCUUGAUACACUCGGGCCAACCGGGCCGCAGAUCCAACCCAAGAACAAAGGCAGCCAAGCGUCGGUUGCUAAACCUUCUCUUCAGAAUUUCAAGGCCUCUCAAUCAUCGAGCAGCAGACCAAAAGCGCUUGAGAUGGCAGCACGAAGAAGAGAGCAAGAAGAAAGAGAAGCACAGCGAAAGCGGGAGAUGAAGGCGGAAAUGGAGCGAAAGAGGACAGCUCUGCAGGAAGAGGAGAAGCGCCAAGAGCAGCAGCGAAAGCUAGAGGCUGAAAGGCAGAAGGAAGAAGAGCGCAAGCAGCGCGAAGAGUCUAAGAAGAGAGCACUGUUGGAGAAGGCCAAGCAGACACGGGCACCACCUCCUGCUGCGCGAUCCCUUAAUGGACAGCCCGAUUACAAGCCCAGUUCACAGAGCGGUAACAAUUCAAGUCGCCCACCAUCGCGCCUGGGUUCGGUAGCCCAAAAGUCUCAAGAGGACUUUGGGCGCUCGGUCGGCACGGGUUUGACAAAUGCAUCGAAACACACCGCCAAACGAACUCUUCAACAAGACUCCAAGGAGAGUAAGAGGAUGCGUAUGACGGACGAGUUCGAUGAUGACAUGGACAUGGAGAGCCAGCCUAGUCUGAAGGGGGCACCGGUUCGUCCAUCUGGCGGCUUUAAGAAAGUCACAGCAGGGUCUAUGCUUUCGCAAGGGCAGAAGCCUCCCAAGCCUCAAGAAACGACGAGCAAGAAUAUGUUCCCUCCUGGAUAUGCCAAUGCGCCGCCAAGCGCCACCAAGGACAUCUUCAAGUCGACUCUCACUAGCCAGCAUAAUGCUCACAUGAAGGCCGCUCACAACACAGCGCAGUUCGCCAAAGGCGCUAUUCCUUUUGCGCCCAAUCCAAACCCAGCCGGUCCGGCUCACAAGACACCUGCUCGGCCUACUGGAGUCGCAGGCGCAAAGUCUAUCGCCAAGUCGGCAGCCAGAUCAUCGCCGCGCUUCCAAAACGGUGAACAGAUUGAGCUCCCCGAGAUCAACACAGACGACGAGGAUGAGUACAGUGAUGAUGAGCACAAGGAAAUGUUUGCUUCCUGGACCGACUCGCCAGCACUCCGCAGGGCGCUUAUGGAGCAGGAGACUAUGGACCCAAUGAGGGUUUUCGGUGCACCUGCGCCGCUCAAUAUGGAGGAGGUCUUCAGCAAGAGCAAAGAUCGCUGGCACAAGUUCCGUGCAAGAACUUCCAGUGCCAAUUGGAGCGGCACUGACAGACUCACCGAGGAUGACAUUCGAAAAGACCUGGCAGCCAGAGACAAGUUACGACGUGAGGGUGGUUGGUCAUAUGAUAUGAGCAAGGAGAUGCUAUAAGGUACAUCGGUUUGCUUUAGGCCAGUCUCUGAAUUUGGCUGGUG